Gossypium raimondii (Peruvian cotton) is the source of this 1790-nucleotide messenger RNA. RefSeq names its product carboxypeptidase SOL1. The transcript has 15 exons. The record is from RefSeq and is a predicted model, not a curated record. Gene Ontology annotation, biological process: proteolysis. Gene Ontology annotation, molecular function: metallocarboxypeptidase activity; zinc ion binding. Bases 236 to 1708 code for a protein of 490 amino acids. Lineage: Eukaryota; Viridiplantae; Streptophyta; Magnoliopsida; Malvales; Malvaceae.
UAAACAUCGGGGCUAAAUCUGAUAUUGUGCAUUUAAGUUAUUACAAAAUAAAUGGGUUUAGCUCUCAAAUCAAUGAUCCAAAUCCAUUAAUAAUUAACUUGCGUUCAUCGGUCUUUUGUCUCUCUCUGAAGAUCGUUAAAGGAAGCGAUCGAAAACUAAGCUGAAGCUCAGCUUAAUGUCGCAUCGCAUUAUUUGUUAAUAUUAUUCCGAAUAAAGAGAAAAAAGAGAAGUAAAAAUGAAUCUCAAAUUUUGUAUCCUUUUCUCAUUCUUUGUUCGCAACGUAAUCGCCAGAGGCGGCUAUCGCAGCACUUCUUUAUCUUCAGCUGCAGAUUUAGGGUUUGAAAAUGAGAGUUAUGCCGGUUCUGGAAGGCAUUUGAUCGAGGAAAACCAGUCUCACCACCCGAGAACUGAUAUUGCUCGUGGCUACAUGACUAACUCGGAACUAGAAAGGGCGGUGAAGGAAUUUGGGCGAAGAUGUAGCCACAUUUCUAGAAUAUACAGUAUUGGAGAAAGUGUGCGUGGUUUUCCACUGUGGGUGAUAGAGAUUUCUGACAAACCAGGCCGGGAAGAGCCUGAACCUGCAUUCAAGUUCAUUGGUAAUGUGCAUGGUGAUGAACCUGUUGGUCGUGAGCUUCUUUUGCUUCUUGCGAAUUGGAUAUGUGACAACUAUAAGAGGGACCCAUUGGUUGACUUGAUUGUUACCAAGGUUCACCUUCACAUACUUCCAUCAAUGAAUCCUGAUGGAUUUUCUUUUAGGAGACGUGGUAAUGCAAAUAAUGUUGAUCUAAAUCGAGAUUUUGCAGAUCAGUUCUUCCCUUGGAAUAAUAAUGAGGAUGCACGACAACCUGAAACAAAAGCAAUUAUGAGUUGGUUGAGAGAAAUGCGUUUUACAGCAUCUGCAAGUUUGCAUGGGGGUGCACUUGUUGCUAACUAUCCAUGGGACGCCUCUCUGGAUAAAAGGAAGAACUAUUAUGCAUGUCCUGAUGAUGGAACAUUCCGGUUCUUGGCAAGCAUAUAUAGCAAAUCUCACUAUAACAUGUCUUUGAGCAAAGAAUUUGAAGGAGGCAUUACCAAUGGAGCAGCCUGGUACCCUGUAUAUGGUGGCAUGCAAGAUUGGAACUACAUAUAUGGUGGUUGUUUUGAGUUGACCUUGGAGAUUAGUGAUAACAAAUGGCCUAAUGCCAAGGAGCUUCCUACCAUUUGGGAGUACAACAAAAUGAGCAUGCUAAAUCUUGUUGCGAGCCUUGUUAAGACAGGAGUUCAUGGAAGGGUCUUUUCUUCAGACAGUGGAAGGCCAUUGCCUGGGUUGAUCACAAUCAAGGGAAUAAAUUACACGGUUAAAACUAGCGGGACAUUAGCAGAUUAUCAUCGGUUACUCGUUCCAGGAGAGAGAUAUGAAGUUAUGGCUACUGUGCCUGGGUACAAAUCAAAGGCCACACAUAUUUGGUUGGAAAAAGAAGAAGCCACAAAUGUAGACUUUAUUCUUGAUCCAGAAGUCUCUUCCGAUGGAACUUUACUUCGUAGUAUUUGUGAUUGUGGUGGAAAAAGCCGGCUCCUUUCAAUAGGCUAUUUCUGGGGAACUCACUUUGAAGUUUAUUUAGUCUUGAUUGUUGUCCUAGCAUUUCUAUGCUUUUUGCUGACACGGCGAAUAAAAUCCAACCUUUUAAAACAGCGAUCGCCACCUAAAAGGUCAGUAUUGACAGUAUGACCUUACUUAAAACUUGUACUCUUGCAUUAUGAUCGAUAAAUUAAAUAGAAUAUCUUUUUGCUUGAUUGUGCAACUAGUAUAA